Messenger RNA from Epinephelus moara (kelp grouper), 2648 nucleotides. It is a transcript of the gene ddo, whose product is annotated as D-aspartate oxidase. Gene Ontology annotation, molecular function: FAD binding; D-amino-acid oxidase activity. The transcript has 5 exons. NCBI's taxonomy places the organism in Eukaryota, Metazoa, Chordata, Actinopteri, Perciformes, Serranidae. Bases 307 to 1323 code for a protein of 338 amino acids. The record is from RefSeq and is a predicted model, not a curated record.
ACAUUCUGUGGCUCUGAGAACGGGCUGCGUACCGUCACCUUUUAUAAAUCAAAUUAAGUGUACGGCAGUUAAGCGAUCUGGGUUUUUUCGAUGUUCGUUUAAAACAUUAGCAAACAGCUGAUUAGAAGAAUCUAUCAGCGUAAAUGGGCCAUGUUUAUACAGAGGAUUCUGAAUAAUUUAAAUCGUUGUCAUUGCGGUGAAGAAUUUCUGCAGGACCUGCACGUCCUUUAAGCACAGAGGAGGUAAACAGUCUGUGCAGAUCGUGGGAACAGUUUACCUCCAGUGUGAGACGCAGGCCUGUCCAGGAUGAAAAGCACCCGGGUUGUGGUGGUCGGAGGAGGUGUGGUCGGUUUCUCCACUGCUGUCUGCAUCGCUGAGGCUCUGCCUUCCUGUUCUGUCACUCUGCUGGCGGAGAAGUUCAGUCCAGACACCACCAGCGAUGGAGCUGCUGGGCUCAUGUUUGCUGCAAAGUUUCCAGAUAUUCCCGUGGAGAGACAAAGACGCUGGUUCAAGAACAGCUUUGAUCACCUGCUGGCUCUUGCUACAUCCCAACACUCACCAGAUGCUGGAGUCAUGCUGAGCUCUGGCUGGCAAAUUUUCAAGGACGUUCCAGCCGAUAAGAAGCCCUUCUGGUCAGAUUUUGUGAUCAGCUUCAGAUUCAUGACUGACGCUGAACUGAAAAUGUUUCCAGAUCACAAGUUUGGCCAUGCGUUCACCACCAUUAAAUGUGAAUGUCCCAGCUACCUGCCAUGGCUCGAGAACAGGUUCAGAGAAGCUGGCGGUCAGAUGGAACAGAGGAAGGUCAACAGUCUUCAGGAAUUAAGCAGCAGCUUUGACCUCAUAGUCAACUGCUCCGGCCUGGGCUCUAGAACGCUGGUGGGUGACAACGACAUCUACCCCAUCAGAGGUCAGGUCCUCAAGGUGGAGGCCCCCUGGCUUAAGCACUUCAUCCGAGCUGGAGAUGGAAUGACCUACAUCUACCCCGGCAUAGACGCCGUCACCAUAGGCGGCACGAGGCAGGAGGGGGACUGGCGGCUACAAGUGGACGAAGGCGACACGGAGAGCAUCCUGGAGCGCUGCAGCAGGCUGGAGCCGUCCAUCAGCAAAGCCAAAGUUCUCAGCAAGUGGGUCGGUCUGAGGCCAACCAGGAGGAACCCGAGGGUGGAGAGGGAGGUGGUGCAGCUGCAGGGUCGCAGGGUGCCUGUGGUACACAACUACGGCCACGGAGCAUGGGGAGUCACCAUCGCCUGGGGUACCGCCGUGGACGCACUGGGGCUGGUCAGGAAGUGCCUUCGUGAUCUGCCACAAAAGGCUAAACUGUGAAGUCAGUCUGCCACUAGAUCCUGAUUUAACUCCGUCCUGAUGACACUGACCUUCAAAUAAUAAGACGUACUUGCCGGGAGAUUUGAAUCACUAAUAGACGACAAAGAACGAAGAACAAUUCAAAACUUAAAUCUUGAGAAUUUGUAGUAGCUUUGACAUUUAAAACAUUUGGAUAUGAGGAAAUUCUUUAUGUGAAAAUAAUAUAUUUUGGUGAAUAAUUUUUGUGUGAUGAAUUGUGGCUGGUUUUGAGAGAAUAUCAUACUAUUAUGCUUUUUAAAUUUCUGCUACGAGGUGCCAAUGAGAGCUGCCUCUGUGGUCAGAGAGAUGAACUUAAGUCACACAUAUAAACAUUUAUUGUUGUGACUAAAAGCCUUGUUAGAAUUUUUAUAGUGUGUAUAUAAAAAUAAAUCUUUAUUAAUUUAAUUAAUGAAAAGGAAAGUACUGUACUUAACUACUGAUGUGAAAUGAAUGAUUCAUGUUUGUGUCUCAGACAAAUUCAUGCUGGGUGGAGUGAAACUGUUCAGCUGCUAAUUUGCUAAACUUUGUCAACACUACAUAAAACUGGGUUUCUUAAGUUAUACCUCUGUGCCUCAGAAUUACUGACGAUUUACUGUAUCAGCCACAUUUAUUCUGUUCACUGUUCAGGAGGUUUUUAAAAGAAAAGUAUCUAAAAGAAAAAAGGAAUCAAGCUCACCUGGGUGAAAACAAACAAUCCGGUCCUUCUCGUUAGUUGGCUCUGUUUGUUUACAAUCCUCUACAUACCUAGUUGAGGAAUCACCAAAAGCAAGAGUCCAUUAAAGUUAAUUUCCCUUCCAACACAGGCUGCCUAAUUAACUAACAGGUGGCAACAAGACAGAACAGGGCUGAGAGGGAGACACUGUAAGACACACUGAGAGUAUAUUUGAAGGCUGUUGUAUUUUAAAACCCUCCAACAAUCCUGCACGUCUUUGGACUGUGGGAGGAAGCUGGAGUACCCAGAUCAGAUGUAGUAGAACAUCCUGAUAUUUCUGGCAUACUGCAUUUGACAUAUGAAGUAUUAGGUCAUACUAAAUCUUUUUCUGGCACACUAUAUAGUAUGGUAGUAUGGUUACUGGAACAAACAGCCAAUCAGGCUCAUUUAAGGUAAUAAAAACACAGUGAUUUUUAUUUUCAGGUGAUUUUUACAACAAAGAAAACAUAUUUAUUAUAAUUACAUUCUGUUACUCCAAAUAUAACCUCCUAAAUCCUGCACACUGGACCUUUAAUAUAGUCAAUUUAUAAUAAUAUGCACUUUGUUAACUGAGGCUUUGUUUGAUGGGAAAUAAAUGGCGACUCACUGCCGAGCG